CGGCGAGUCGGUCCGGAUUUCACAACUAUGCAUCAAAACUAAAAAUUGUGGUUCAAGUUGAUUGGCCAAAAAUAACAAGAACCGAAAAAAGAAGAUGGCUUCACCUGCACUGCAGAGAUCUGCACUCUCGCCUUCUGCAUCCCCUCUGCAGCGCCUCUCUACCCUAAAAAAUUCCUCCUCCUCUUCUUCCCUUCCUUCCACCACCGCCCCAUCCUCCGCAGCUGCUUCCCCUUUAGAUUCCUUUGCCAAAGACCCUAUCCUCUCCCCUUUUCUCUCCUCAUCCUUCUCCUCCACUUCCUUCUCCUCCGCCGCCCUCUCUUCCGGCUCCCCCGCCUCCACUGCCGAACACCUCCACCAUGCCAUCCGCCUCCUCGAAUCCCAACUCCGCACUGAAGUCUUAUCUCGCCACACCGAACUCCUCAACCAGUUAUCAUCUCUCAAGCAUGCUGAACAUGCUCUCUCCACCGUCCGAUCCGCCGUCUCCUCUCUCCAGUCCUCUGUACGCCGCGUACGAUCGGAGCUCUCCGAACCCCACAAAUCCAUUCAGUCCAAAACACUACAGCUCUCCAAUCUCCAUUGCUCUACAGAGCUUUUGCAACACACGAUCCGUGCUCUCCGAUUGUCCAAGAAGCUGCGCGAUCUGAUCUCGGCAUCGGAGACAGAGCCUGAGAAGCUGGAUCUGGCCAAGGCAGCCCAGCUCCAUUGUGAGAUCUUGAAUAUGUGCAAUGAAUAUGACUUGAUGGGAAUCGAUUGCAUUGAUGAAGAGCUCAAUUGGAUUAAAGAAAUUGGCGAAAGACUGCGAGACGAGGCAAUGAAAGUUCUGGAGAGGGGAAUGGGGGGAUUGAAUCAGGCUGAAGUUGGUACAGGAUUGCAAGUGUUCUAUAAUUUGGGAGAGUUAAAGGUUACAGUGGAGCAACUGGUGAAUAAAUACAAGGGGAUUGGGGUGAAGAGUGUGAGUGUAGCGUUGGAUAUGAAGGCCAUUUCCGCCGGAGGCGGCGGCGGUGGGUAUGGGCCGGGAGGGGUUAGAGGGAGUGGAACACCUCAAAUUGGAGGGGGGGCGAGAGCCAGAGAAGCGCUAUGGCAGAGAAUGGGAACAUGUAUCGAUAAAUUGCAUUCCGUAGUGGUUGCCGUUUGGCAUUUGCAGAGGGUCUUGUCCAAGAAGAGAGAUCCAUUUACGCAUGUUUUGCUGCUUGAUGAGGUUAUCAAGGAAGGUGAUUCCAUGUUAACUGAUCGAGUUUGGGAGGCACUAGUGAAGGCUUUUGCAAGCCAAAUGAAGUCUGCUUUCACUGCAUCAAGUUUUGUUAAGGAGAUAUUUACUGUGGGAUAUCCUAAACUCUUCUCAAUGAUAGAUAACCUACUAGAAAGGAUUUCACAGGAUACGGAUAUCAAAGGGGUUUUACCAGCCAUUAGCUUGGAAGGGAAAGAACAGAUGGUUCAAGCUAUUGAGAUUUUCCAGACAGCUUUCUUGGCUUUGUGUUUAAGUCGCCUUUCAGACAUUGUAAAUACUGUUUUCCCUGUGUCCAGUCGUGGAAGCAUUCCCUCCAAAGAACAAAUCUCUCGGAUUAUAUCACGCAUCCAGGAAGAAAUUGAAGGUGUUCAGUUGGAUGGACGAUUGACUCUUCUUGUGCUGCAUGAAAUUGGCAAGGCCUUGCUUCUGCUUGCAGAACGAGCAGAAUACCAGAUAUCCGCUGGUCAUGAGGCUCGCCAAAUUAUGGGUCCUGCAACUCCAGCACAAAUCAAGAACUUCGCUUUAUGUCAGCAUCUACAAGAAGUUCACACUUCCAUAUCAUCUAUGAUUAUUGGACUGCCCACUAUUGCUGCAGAAGUGUUAUCUCCCUCACUGGGUGCAAUAUAUGGGGUUGCCCGUGAUUCAGUUACACCUUUGUUCAAAGCAAUGGUUGACCGUCUAGAAUCGUGCAUCUUGCACAUUCAUGAACAGAACUUUGGUGUUCUUGGCAUGGAUGCUGCAAUGGACAACAACACUUCACCUUACAUGGAGGAGUUGCAGAAGUCUAUCCUUCACUUUCGUACUGAGUUCUUGUCUAGGUUGUUACCUUCUUCAACAAAUGCUGCAGCUGCAGGGGCUGAAACAAUUUGCACCCAGCUUGUAAGAAGCAUGGCGUCUAGGGUUUUGACAUUUUUUAUUAGACAUGCUUCGCUUGUACGACCACUGUCAGAAUCAGGUAAACUCAGAAUGGCUAGAGACAUGGCUGAGCUUGAAUUAGCUGUGGGUCAAAAUUUGUACCCAGUUGAACAACUUGGUCUGCCCUACCGGGCUCUCCGAGCAUUUCGGCCUCUUAUUUUCUUGGAGACAUCUCAACUCGAAGCUUCUCCUGUUCUUCAAGAUCUGCCACCAAGUGUCAUACUGCACCACCUUUACUCCCGAGGACCUGAUGAAUUGCAGUCUCCAUUGCAAAGAAACAAACUUACACCUCUGCAGUAUUCAUUGUGGCUAGAUUCUCAAGGAGAGGAUCAGAUUUGGAAAGGUAUUAAAACCACACUAGAUGAUUAUGCUGUGAAGGUUAGAUCUAGAGGAGAUAAGGAAUUUAGCCCUGUAUACCCACUUAUGCUUCAGUUAGGAUCCUCGUUGACAGGGCAUUCUCCGGUGUCCCAAAAGCCGUAAUUUCCACUACUUGUAUUGUAAGUCCCUUAUCUUCAAACCCUUGCCCGAGGAAUUUCACCUGUGUAGUAUGUGUAUAGGCCGGCCAUGAGGAAGCUUUAUGGCUCAUUUUUGUUUUUCUUGAUUGAACUAUUAACAUCCUUGUGAUGAAGUCAGGAACACUAGAACUUUUUGUAUUGAAAGGGUCGUGCGCUUGUAAAAACAUUGGAGCUUCGAUAAUUUACCAUGUAGUAUCUCUUCUGCACGA
Molecule: messenger RNA, 2867 nt
Organism: Hevea brasiliensis (rubber tree)
Lineage: Eukaryota; Viridiplantae; Streptophyta; Magnoliopsida; Malpighiales; Euphorbiaceae
Product: conserved oligomeric Golgi complex subunit 5
Exons: 3
Coding region: 95-2623 (842 amino acids)
Biological process (GO): intra-Golgi vesicle-mediated transport
Cellular component (GO): COG complex
Source: RefSeq, a predicted model, not a curated record